Molecule: messenger RNA, 552 nt
Organism: Bursaphelenchus okinawaensis
Lineage: Eukaryota; Metazoa; Nematoda; Chromadorea; Rhabditida; Aphelenchoididae
Source: the annotation of a GenBank genome assembly
AUGCACCCCCAGACCAUGAUUGGAGAGGUCAAGGAAAUGACUGGUGUCAAAGACCAAGGACGUUGCGGGUCAUGCUACGUCUUUUUCGCCGUAGCUUGUAUCGAAAGUAUGCAUGCUAUUCGGCACGGCGAGCUACGUGAUCUGAGUGUGCAGCAGGUCAUCUCCUGUACCUACAACAACCCAAACCACGGUUGUGAAAGUGGAUGGUCCGACAAAGUCAUCGCAUACUUUAUGAAUCACACAAUAGCCAGUUGGGAAGAUUACCCGUACACUGUCUACAACAAAGAACCCAUUCCACCGUGCGAAGAGAAGCCUGGAGUGACAAAAGUGGACAACCUGGAUCAAGUUGCUAAGAACGAAGAGACCAUGAAGCAAACCUUGUUCACUAACGGUCCUUUGGUGGUGUACAUCGACGCAGAACCUUUAAAGAUGUAUCAAGGAGGAAUUAUACACUCGGCUUUUAAUAACUUUACUCAUGCUGUUACUGUGGUUGGGUACGGUACUGAUACUGAAGAUCAUUGGGUGGUCAAGAACUCAUGGGGUACUGGUUAG